Messenger RNA from Cercospora beticola, 1449 nucleotides. It is a transcript of the gene CWC2, whose product is annotated as active spliceosome conformation promoter CWC2. The record is from RefSeq and is a predicted model, not a curated record. Gene Ontology annotation, cellular component: U2-type catalytic step 2 spliceosome; U2-type catalytic step 1 spliceosome; Prp19 complex. NCBI's taxonomy places the organism in Eukaryota, Fungi, Ascomycota, Dothideomycetes, Mycosphaerellales, Mycosphaerellaceae. Gene Ontology annotation, molecular function: U6 snRNA binding; pre-mRNA binding; metal ion binding.
UCUCUCGGUCGCGUCCCAUCUCUUGCGAACUCAUCAUCUCUGCACAACGACAACGACGACCACCAUGACUGACCUCGCCAAAAAUUCCACCGUGCCGCUAUUCGAGGAUACCACCGCGCCCGCCGCCGAGACGUCGACCGCGGUCACGACAACCAACAGCGAUGGCACUGUCACGCAGAAAGUGAAGAGGACCAAGAUCAUCAAGCGCAAGAGGCGGCCAGCACGACCUCAGCAAGAUCCCUCGACUUUCAAAACCGAGCCUCCCCCUCAGACUGGCACGAUAUUCAACAUCUGGUACAAUAAAUGGUCAGGCGGCGAUCGUGAGGAUGCGCUCUCCUCAAAGCAACAGGCAAAGGGACGAUGCAAUGUCGCGCUGGAUUCUGGAUACACACGAGCGGACAAAGUGCCGGGCUCCUACUUUUGCCUCUUCUUCGCGCGCGGACUAUGCCCCAAGGGUCAGGAUUGCGAAUACCUGCACAGGCUGCCCAACAGCAGAGUAGGCAAGGAUGGUCCAGGUGGAGGGCUAGGCGACAUCUUUCCCAGCAACGUGGACUGCUUCGGACGAGACAAAUUCAGCGAUUACAGAGAUGACAUGGGUGGCGUGGGCUCUUUCAUGCGAAUCAACAGGACGCUGUACGUGGGGCGGAUACAUGUCUCUGAUGAUAUUGAGGAGAUCGUGGCGCGGCAUUUCCAAGAGUGGGGACAGGUCGAGAGGAUAAGAGUGCUGCCUUCACGAGGUGUCGCCUUUGUGACAUAUGUGCAUCUUGCAAAUUCGGAAUUCGCGAAAGAGGCCAUGGCGCACCAAAGUCUGGAUCAUAACGAGACCCUGAAUGUGAGGUGGGCGACGGUGGAUCCGAACCCUGUGGCACAGAAGAGAGAGGCGGCGAGGAUUGAGGAACAAGCUGCUGAGGCAAUUCGACGAGCGCUGCCUGCCAGCUACGUUGCAGAACUUGAGGGACGUAAAUAUGAAGGUGCAGAUGGAGAAGAGGAGAGGAAGAGGAGAAAAAUUGAAGGUACAUUCGGAUUGCAAGGCUACGAUGCUCCCGAUCACGUCUGGUAUGCGAGUGAAAAGGCGCGCAUCGAAUCUGGAGAAGAGCGAAAGCAGAUUGAGGCAGCUCCUGCAGAAGAUGAUGACGAGGACGAUGCACCAUUACAGAUCACUGGUGGUAACGCGCAGCAAGUCUCGAGCGGUGGUCUACUCGGAGGAAGCACACUUGCAGCGCUGCAAGGGCUCAGAGCAGGUGGCGACGGCGCAAGCAAAGCGCCGGACAAGCCUGCCGGGCCUCUGGUGGGCUAUGGAAGCGACAGCGACGACGACUAAGCAAGCUUGCAAAUAUAGGCUACCAGAGAGACAAUCAUUAUGAGACCACUCACCCAGUAGCAUUGAGUUAGAGGAGCUCACAGAAUAGCAGUCGGCUGUGCUCCGAACCUCGGACCAAGCAUCCCCAC